Molecule: messenger RNA, 1854 nt
Organism: Dioscorea cayenensis subsp. rotundata (Guinea yam)
Lineage: Eukaryota; Viridiplantae; Streptophyta; Magnoliopsida; Dioscoreales; Dioscoreaceae
Product: probable polygalacturonase
Biological process (GO): carbohydrate metabolic process
Molecular function (GO): polygalacturonase activity
Source: RefSeq, a predicted model, not a curated record
CUCUCUCUCUCUCUCUUCUUCACUGUCUACAGCAGAAAAACAAGACCCAGUUGUGCUUUUGUGUGUUUCUUUGGUUCUGUGGUUUUAAGGAGAAGGUGGCAGCUGAAGACAAAAGGUCAUGGCCAAAAACUUGACUGUUUCUUCACUGGAAUGCAGAAGGGGUCACUCUCAUAAUUUCUCUGCUUUCCUAUGGUCUUCUUAGUGUUUGUUUUUGUUGAGGCUUCCCCUUCUGGUUCACUUGGGAGGUCAGAUCUUGUUCUUAUGAAGAGAUCUGCAAUUUUCUUGAAAGUGCUACUGAUUGUUGUUGCACUAAUCUGUGGGGAAUCAUGGGCAACCACAGAGCACUUGCAUUGCAAGAGAACCAGAAAAAUAGUAACUCGACCUCAUAGUGUCACAAUAACUGAGUUCGGUGCUGUCGGAGAUGGUGUCACACUAAAUACUAAAGCAUUUCAGAAUGCCAUCUUUUAUCUUCACUCUUUUGCUGAUAAAGGAGGUGCUCAGCUAUUUGUUCCUGCCGGCCGGUGGCUGACAGGGAGUUUUAGUCUCAUCAGCCACCUAACAUUGUCUUUGGACCAGGAUGCUGUGAUCAUUGGUUCUACGAGUUCCUCUGAUUGGCCGAUCAUCGAAUCAUUACCUUCAUAUGGACGAGGCCGGGAACUACCUGGUAGAAGGCAUCAGAGUCUUAUUAAUGGAUCCAAUCUCACAGAUGUGAUUAUAACUGGUGGCAAUGGGACCCUCGACGGCCAAGGUGGUGUUUGGUGGCAAUGGUUUAAUAAUCAUACACUGAACUAUACACGUCCACAUCUUGUAGAACUGAUAAAUUCAACUGGAGUGGUUAUUUCCAAUUUAACUUUUAUGAACUCUCCAUUUUGGGCAAUUCACCCUGUUUAUUGCAGCGAAGUCCUGAUUCACGAUGUCACAAUCCUCGCCCCUCUGGAUUCACCUAACACAGACGGUAUCGAUCCAGACUCAUCAAGCAAUGUAUGCAUUGAGGAUUGCUACAUCAGCACUGGUGAUGAUGUGAUUGUGAUCAAGAGUGGCUGGGAUGAGUACGGGAUCGCCUUUGCGCACCCAAGCACAAACAUCAGCAUUAGUCGAAUCACAGGACAAACAAGAUCAGGUGCAGGCAUUGCCUUCGGAAGUGAGAUGUCCGGCGGUAUAUCUGAAGUUCAGGUAGCCAACAUACAUUUGUUCAACUCAAAACAUGGUAUCAGAAUCAAAACAUCUCCGGGCCGAGGCGGGUAUGUGAAGAACAUACACAUCUCGGGUGUGAUCAUGGAGGAUGUCAAUAUAGCCAUCAGAAUCCAAGGCAACUACGGCGAGCAUCCGGAUGACAACUUUGACCCCAAUGCUCUUCCAUUGAUUAGCCGAAUCACCAUGAAGGACAUUGUAGGAACUAACAUCAGUCUUGCAGGGCUCUUGGCGGGUAUUCCAGGGGACAAUUUCAGCAGCAUUUGUAUGUCUAAUAUAAUCUUCACUGGGACAUCAUCAUCAUCUUCAUCAAGUCCUGCAUGGAAAUGUUCAGACAUUGAGGGGUAUUCUGACAUGGUGUCCCCAGAGUCUUGUGAGCAACUUCAUAAGGACAUUCCUGAGGACCCUUCAAAAGUUUGUUAUGGUCUAUAUGAUUCUUUGCAGCAGGAGGAACACUAUGAUAGUGAAUUAAUGGCAUCAAAACCAGACCAGUUGGCCCCAGAAUGAAAGAGUGUGUGUGAUCAUUUUAUAAGUUGUAAUUGGGCUGAAGAGUGUGUGGAUGUCUCUUUGUGAUGAUAUUGAUUCAUGUCAUUUUUUCUAUAUAUAUAUAUAUAUAGCACAGCUGUGGGAUUUUAUUACUAUGGGAUUUGAUGUUUUAUUUGA